AUGAAGUACAUUCUUGCGAUAUCGUGCCUCCUGGCGUUAUCCGGGCCGGCGAGAGCUAAUGGGCUAGAAGGAUUAGUUUACGCGCCAGGGCAUGCUUCUGCGGAUUACUAUGCCUACCCAAGUUAUGCAUUCGAAUACGCCGUAAGAGAUCCUCACACCGGUGACAACAAAGCCCAAUGGGAAAAGCGCGAUGGCGACGUAGUAACCGGUGCAUAUUCGUUGGUGGAGCCAGAUGGCAGCAUACGAGUAGUGGAAUACCGAGCGGACGACAAAUCUGGUUUUAAUGCGGUCGUUAAACGAAUUGGACCUAACCUUCACCCAGAAUCAAAACCGAUCUACAAAGCACCCAUUCCGACCUUAGGCUACGCAGCGGCUCCUCUUACUGUAGGCCCGGUGGCCGGUCUUGGCGGUCUAUCGAGCGCUCCAUACUACAGCAAACCCUACAGUUCUGGAGCGUAUUCUUCUGCCUCAAUAUACAAAUCAGCAAUCCCAGCUGUCGUGAAAGAGGUCCUUCCGAUUCCACGUGUGGUACCGGCACCGAUCUACCCAGCCCCCGCGCCCAUUCCGCCUGCACCUCUACCUGCGCCAUUGCCCUUACCGAUACCUCUGCCUUCCUUGCACCCGGCCCCGUACUUGCCUCGACAGCGAAUUCCCAUUCCUGAACCGAUACCGUACGGUCCUCUUGGAGGAUACGACUCCCUCGGUUCAAACUAUUUGUAUUCCUCUCCACUAAGCUACCACUAG
This is a messenger RNA of Pieris macdunnoughi, 744 nucleotides long. Lineage: Eukaryota; Metazoa; Arthropoda; Insecta; Lepidoptera; Pieridae. The record is from the annotation of a GenBank genome assembly.